AUGUCAUCCGGCCUAAUGGACACAGAAGCAGGAGGCGAAGGACAACAAUACGGCGGCAAACUCUUCACCGAAAACCCCGACAACACUGGCUCCAAAAAGUCCGGCGGCCAACUAGGCCAAGUAGAAACUACCACCAACCCUUCCGAAACCCCCGAAGGCAAAGUUGCUGCUGCUGAGCGCGCGGAGAAGACGACGGAGAAUAUUCGGUAUGGACAGACGAUCACGGAGACGGGGGGCAUGAGUGGUAUGACGGAGGGGAUGGAGGGGAGGACGGAGAAGGAGGGGUUUGGGAGUAAGGUUGGUGAUCGAGUUGAGGGUGGGGAGGGGGAUGAGGUGGCGGGUGGGAGGAGGGCGCAGGGGUAUGGUGGGGACGGGGAUAUGGAUCGGGAGGUUGGUGCUUGA
This is a messenger RNA of Recurvomyces mirabilis, 402 nucleotides long. RefSeq lists its product as uncharacterized. Bases 1 to 402 code for a protein of 133 amino acids. The record is from RefSeq and is a predicted model, not a curated record. Lineage: Eukaryota; Fungi; Ascomycota; Dothideomycetes; Mycosphaerellales; Teratosphaeriaceae. The transcript is spliced from 2 exons.